This is a messenger RNA of Megachile rotundata (alfalfa leafcutting bee), 2589 nucleotides long. RefSeq names its product Ran GTPase activating protein (gene RanGAP). The record is from RefSeq and is a predicted model, not a curated record. Gene Ontology annotation, biological process: nucleocytoplasmic transport; activation of GTPase activity; signal transduction. Lineage: Eukaryota; Metazoa; Arthropoda; Insecta; Hymenoptera; Megachilidae. Gene Ontology annotation, cellular component: cytosol; perinuclear region of cytoplasm; nucleus. Gene Ontology annotation, molecular function: small GTPase binding; GTPase activator activity.
CUUAUACAUAUUUAUUAGACGAGAAGUUUUUGUUCAUUUUAUGCAUGUUAACUCUGAUUGAUUCGAGAUGCGACUUUGCGAUUUUUGUAUCGCCAAAUGUAUAUACUCGGUGAUCUAUUUUAUUUUACAUAUUAUUUACAUUAUAAUUGUAGUUGUACAUAAGGAUAUUCCAUUUUUCUUUAACUCAUAAAAGUUUCUAAAACUUACUCCUAUAUUAUAUUUACUGUCACGUCUCUCUCAAACAUGAUCAUCCUACAUCCUUAUUUACCUCCUCCUGCUGUUUAUAUAUGAUGUUCACCAUAUAUAUGAUUAACAGAGUGGAAACCUGCUGAAGUGAGCCGAGAUACACGAAUUCAGUAUAUUCUAUCGUAAAACAAACAACAGUAAAUAAAAAUUUGUUUUUUAACAGUUGGUAUGCUUCUCCCGCGCUUGCUGUGUGCGUAAAACGCGUUCAUAUCGUAACAUCAUGAUCAUGAAUGAGUGUUGAUAUUAAAUGUCGAAAAUAUUAUUUGUAGUACUGACUGUUUGGAAGUUUGUAUGACAAAAAUCUACUAAGGAACAAUUCAUUUAUUAAAAGUUCAAUUGGGUGUAAAUAGAAUAAAUUAUGUCUUCGUUUAAUUUAAAUGAUCUUGGAGAGCAAUUAAAAGGUGUUACUCAAAAUUCUACCGGCUUCGGCGUAUCUUUCGCGAAAAAGUCGCUUAAACUUGAUUCUGCAGAAGAUGCGAAAGAAGUGGUCGAAGCAAUACGAGCAUGUACGAACUUAGAAUAUCUGGAUUUAGAAGGAAAUACUUUAGGGCCAGAUGCUGCUAUGGCUGUAGCAGAGGCACUAAAGGAAAAUGGUUCUUUACUGAAACGUGCUCUUUGGAAAGAUAUGUUCACUGGUCGUUUGAAAGCAGAAAUACCAAAAUCAUUAGAGUACCUUAGCAAUGCUUUAUGUGGUGCUGGUACUCAGCUUACUGAACUUGAUCUAAGCGAUAAUGCUUUUGGUCCAGUUGGUGUUCGAGGAAUAGCUAGCUUUUUAACCUCUAGUUCGUGUUAUACUCUUCGUAUAUUAAAAUUGCAUAACACUGGACUUGGAGCAACAGGUGGCAAAAUAGUAGCAAAAGCAUUGUUAGAUUGCUACAACAAUAGUUCCAAAGCUGGUACAUCUCCUCUAGCAUUGAAAGUAUUUGUUGCUGGAAGAAACAGACUUGAAGAUGAAGGUGCAGAAGCAUUAGCAUCUGUUUUUCAAAAAUUAACUAGUUUAGAAGAGGUUGUAAUGCCUCAGAAUGGUAUAUAUCAUCAAGGUAUAACAGCCAUUGCUCAUGGAUUAUCUUCUAACCCUGGAUUAAAAAUUUUAAACCUUAAUGAUAAUACGGUUGGAUUCAAAGGAGCUCAAGCUCUUGCUAAAGCUUUACCAAAUUUUCAAAAUUUAGAGCAACUUAAUCUUGGAGACUGUUUACUCAAAACACAAGGCAGUUUAAUUUUAGCAGAAGCAUUAGGAGUUGAAGGCAACUAUCCUUCACUUACUGAACUUAAUUUGAGUUAUAAUGAAAUUCGCAAGGAGGGUGCCAAUUCCAUAGCUCAAGCUAUGGCUGAUAAAAAACGUUUAAUAACUCUGGAAUUAGAUGGAAAUUCGUUUGGAAGAUCAGGACGCACGAUGUUAUGUAAUUUGCUUAAAGAUUCAAGAAGAAUUGAAUCUUUAGGUUCAUUAAGUAAUGAUGAAGAAAGUGAUGAUGAAGAUACUGAUGAAGAUGAUGAAGAGGAAGAUGAAGAAGAAGUAGAGAAAGAUGAUGACGAUGACGAUGAUGACAAUGAUGAUGACGAAGAAGAAGAUGAAGAUGAUGAAAGUGACAUUGAAAACAAAGAAAAUGGACGUGAUCUUAAAAACACAGUAACAAAUGGCAAUGAAUCGUCGAAUGUUGUGCGACUGAAAAUAUCUGUUACAGAAUUUUUAAAAUCACCAACAGGAGAAAGGCUAUUACUGUUGCAAGAUAACAUUGUACAAGACUUUAUAGAUCAUGCCAAAACUUUAUCACGAAACGGUGAUACAUCUCCAGAAUUAAGGUUCAUAGAAGAAUAUACAAGAAUAGUAAUGAAGGUAUCGGCGCUGAGUACAAGCGGUUACAUUGACGUGAAAACGAAAGCCCAAAAUCUUUCAGAUAUUUUAUAUUCGAAGUUAUGUUCUUUUGCAAAGGAAAGUGAUAAGAUUUCAAUAUGGAAUAAUGCUUUACUGGUUAAUUUAGGUUUAAUAAAAGCUGAAGAUAAAUGCAGUGAAAAGAUUGACUGGAAUUUAGAAGGGUGUUUUAAAGCACUAGAACAAGUCACUCAAAAAGAUUACUUUCCAGAGGAAAUACGAACCACCUUAAAAAUUUUCUUAGAAAAAUCAAUAAAAAAUAAGAAAGCGAAAGUUACGGAUUCAAUACAAGACUCAAAAAAUUCUCUUAAUAACGUUUUGAGUCAUAUGCAAAAUGCAGGAUCCCAACCAGGAUGAAACAAGUCCACUGCUAAUGGAGUACAGUGUGAUGAUGGCUGAUCUUUCAUAUACAUUGUUGCCUAAGAUAAUACAAGUAUAUCAGUCAAUAAAUAUUAAUAAAAAUUGAACUUGUU